CAGUAGAAAGUUUAGUAUACACACGUUAUACAAACACACUUAGUUACACAUUUACUCCCAUAUCAAGCAGAUUUAUAUUAUUUUCACAUUUCAAUUUACGUUCUACAAUAUAAAAAAAAAUCAAACUAAAUAACAUUUGUAUAAAUUAGCAUAUAAAACAAUAUUCGAAUAAUAGAAAUAUAGGAUUGAUUUUUUUGUUGUUGCUCGCCCAUAAGCUGAAGGAAGAACAAAGGACAGUUUAAGCGCAAUAUUUGCCAAUUUGUGUUUUUAUGGAGAUUUAAACAUCAACAGUUUGUGUAGCUUUUUGUGCGUUUGCUCGUCUAACUAAUCAAUUAAUUUGAAGUGAAUAGCAAUUAGAGAGCUCAUUGCACCGAUGAGCAUUCACCAAACAACAAUAACACCAGCAUUCAUCAACAUCCACGAAUUCCGACGUGAAAACAAAUAAACAAACAGCAACAGCGAAAAAGAAACACAUUUAAUAAUCAAAUCAUAAACCGUUUGAACCAAAAUCGAAAAAUAGUGUUGUGUUUUGUGUGAGUGUAUUUGUAUUCCGAAAAAAAAGAAAAAAAGAAGCAAGAACAUUGACAUCCAAACCUGGAUGACUUCUGUGUGUAAUGGCAGACAAAAAAAUGAAAGGAAAUAUCUAUAAGAUGUCUCGUAAUAAAGACAGAUAUGAAAGUAGUAACAAUCGGAGGCAACAAAUCUUUAUGUCACAAGAGGAUGUGGCUGCAGGACGAAAGUCCAACUGGACUGGUGUUGAAAUAACUGGCAAUGUACGCAAUGUCAGUCCCACUCUAUGGCAAUUCGAACAUUUGACAGCGUUAUAUCUUAACGAUAACAAUUUACUACGACUUCCUAGCGACAUUGGUCAAUUAAUCAAUUUACGUACAUUGGAUCUAUCCAGUAAUAAAUUGAGAAGUUUACCGGCAGAACUAGGCGAGUUAAUCCACCUGAGAGAAUUGCUGCUUAAUAACAAUUUACUGCGGGUUUUACCGAAUGAAAUCGGUAAAUUGUUUCACAUUCACAUUUUGGGACUACAUGGAAAUCCAUUAAACAAAGAACUUAUAUCAAUCUACAAUGAGCCGAAUGGAACGCAAAAAUUGUUAACGUUCUUACUCGAUCAUCUACCGUCGACGAUGAAUGUUCCACCACCUCAACGGCCUUGGAUUCCACUUGCCAGACCAAAUCGAACUAGACCGGCAUUCAUAUUUACGGUGAUGUGUUAUAACGUCUUGUGUGAUAAAUAUGCCACCCGACAAAUGUAUGGAUAUUGUCCGAGUUGGGCGUUAAGUUGGGAGUACCGGAAAAAAGCGAUUUUGGAUGAGAUCCGUCAUUAUUCAGCCGACAUAAUUAGUUUGCAGGAGAUUGAAACGGAUCAAUUCUAUAAUUUCUUUAAAAUUGAGUUGAAAAAUGAUGGAUACGAUGGCAUUUUUUCACCGAAAUCACGAGCAAAAACGAUGGGUGAAAAUGAGCGCAAAUAUGUUGAUGGUUGUGCAAUUUUUUUCCGUGCAGCAAAGUUUACCCUGAUCAAAGAUCAUUUAAUCGAGUUCAAUCAACUUGCUAUGGCAAAUGCUGAAGGAUCUGAUAAUAUGUUGAAUCGCGUGAUGCCAAAAGAUAACAUCGGUUUGGCCGCUUUGCUCAAAAUCAAAGAAUCCGCAUGGGAUGGUCUAAAACCAGAGGAAGCACAUAUCACGCAACCGAUACUUGUUUGUACCGCUCACAUUCAUUGGGAUCCAGAAUUUUGUGAUGUCAAACUUAUUCAAACGAUGAUGUUGAGCAACGAACUAAAAACGAUAUUGGAUGAUUUAAAUCAUAGCCUUCGUUCACCGCAUAAAUAUGACGCGAACAAUGUUCAAUUAUUGUUGUGUGGUGAUUUUAAUUCAUUGCCGGAUUCGGGUGUUAUUGAAUUUUUGAGUUCGGGCCGUGUAUCAAUGGAUCAUCAAGAUUUUAAAGAGCUCGGCUACAAAUCCUGUUUGCAACGAUUACUCGGUGCCGAUUCAUUAAACGAAUUUACGCAUCCAUUUAAAUUGGCAUCCGCAUACAGUGAAGACAUCAUGCCGUACACCAAUUAUACAUUCGACUUUAAAGGUAUCAUUGACUAUAUUUUCUAUUCAAAGAACGGAAUGGUGCCACUUGGUUUGCUUGGUCCAUUGUCCAAUGAAUGGUUGCGUGAGAGUAAAGUUGUCGGCUGUCCACAUCCACACAUACCAUCCGAUCAUUUUCCGUUGCUCGUUGAGCUCGAAUUAAUGCAUUCAACCAAUUUACAACCACCGAAUGGUCUUCGAAGAUAGCGAUAGAAAAACAACAACAGCAACAACAACAGCAACAGCAACAUCAGAACAUAAAUCAUACACACAACUCAUACGCACCAAUUGAACGACCAUUGGAUUGAUAUAAAUUAUAUUGAUGAUACAUUUUGUACCAGUUGCAUCAACAACAACAGACAAAACCAAUUAAAAUUUUCGUUUGAAAACAAACAAUGAUUUAAAUCAAAUUUUAUGUGAAACAUAGUGUUUCUUUUGUGUCGAAUAUUGGUAUUAUGGAAUGAAAUAUAUGACUAAGAACAAAUUCUAGAUGGAAAAAGAGAGAAAAAAAAGAGAAAAACCAAACUGAAAUUGUACAACAAGUGAAACAAAAACUAAAAAAAAAAACUUAAACAACAACAAAUUGUAAGAAAACCAUCGGAUCAUAUAGACAAAGCACAUUCACAAUUGUUUUGCAUAAGUCAAAAAAGUAAUGCCAACACAAAAAAUACACAUAAAAAAACAACAUCAACAGGCUGAAACGCUAAUUUAGAAUGUCUUAAUUGUUUAAAAAAUGCACAUAGAUCAUUGCUUUAGCAUGUAAUAUUGUAAACAUCAUUGAAUUUUAAACUGUUGUGUCCCUGCCCAAAAAACUGUCUAUUUGGAUUCGAACUGUUUUUUUUUUAAGAUAAAAUUUGCGCAAAUAAUAUUUGACGCUAAAUAAUCACA
Molecule: messenger RNA, 2972 nt
Organism: Contarinia nasturtii (swede midge)
Lineage: Eukaryota; Metazoa; Arthropoda; Insecta; Diptera; Cecidomyiidae
Gene: twin
Product: CCR4-NOT transcription complex subunit 6
Exons: 9
Coding region: 615-2291 (558 amino acids)
Biological process (GO): nuclear-transcribed mRNA poly(A) tail shortening
Cellular component (GO): cytoplasm; CCR4-NOT complex; nucleus
Molecular function (GO): protein binding; poly(A)-specific ribonuclease activity
Source: RefSeq, a predicted model, not a curated record